AUGUCGUCGGUGAAGGUGGCGGUGAGGGUCCGCCCCUUCAACUCGCGGGAGAUCGCGCGCGAGUGCAAGUGCAUCAUUGAGAUGUCUGGCAAUACUACAGUUAUUGUAAAUCCAAAAGCACCACCAGGCAACAAAGAUAGCGCUAAAAGCUUCAACUUUGAUUUCUCAUAUUGGUCGCACAAUCCUAGUGAUCCCGAUUUUUCAUCUCAAGUUAUGGUGUAUAAAGAUAUCGGCGAAGAAAUGCUUCAGCAUGCCUUUGAUGGUUACAAUAUAUGCAUAUUCGCCUACGGACAAACUGGAGCGGGAAAAUCGUAUACUAUGAUGGGAAGGGGAGAGGACGGACAGGAGGGCAUCAUCCCUCAAAUAUGUAAGGAUCUGUUCAGGCGCAUACGACAGACCACCAGCGAUGACCUAACAUACUCGGUGGAAGUAUCUUACAUGGAAAUAUAUUGCGAGCGGGUCCGGGAUCUACUUAACCCUAAAAACAAAGGAAACUUACGUGUCCGUGAGCACCCGGCUCUAGGUCCUUAUGUAGAGGACCUCAGCAAACUAGCUGUUAUGUCAUAUCAAGACAUAUACGACCUCAUUGAUGAGGGAAACAAGGCUCGAACUGUGGCGGCUACAAACAUGAACGAAACAUCUUCAAGAUCUCACGCUGUGUUCACGAUCUUCUUCACACAGCAAAGACAUGAUAGGACAACGAAUUUGGUCUCCGAAAAGGUGUCCAAAAUAUCUCUGGUCGAUCUCGCCGGGUCCGAGCGAGCUGACUCCACCGGAGCUAAAGGCACAAGGCUCAAAGAGGGCGCGAAUAUCAACAAGUCACUUACAACCCUGGGCAAAGUCAUCUCGGCUCUGGCUGAAAUUGCAUCAAAAAGCAAGAAGUCCAAGAAGGCCGACUUCAUACCGUAUCGUGACUCUGUACUCACGUGGCUUUUGCGUGAGAAUCUCGGCGGUAAUUCGAAGACAGCUAUGAUAGCUGCCAUCUCUCCAGCUGACAUCAACUACGACGAAACACUUAGUACUUUGAGAUAUGCAGAUCGUGCUAAGCAAAUUGUAUGCAAGGCCGUGGUCAAUGAAGACGCUAACGCCAAACUCAUCCGUGAGCUCAAAGAGGAAAUACUUAAAUUGCGAGAACUUCUCAAGGCUGAGGGCAUUGAUGUCGAAGAAGGACCAGAUGGUAGAGUCGUUUAUGAAAAGAAAGAACAACCUACCACAGGAGAAGAGAACUCGUCCCCGUCACGCAAGAAGAGCGAGUCCGAAGCACUGUCACCCAAACUGUCUCGAGCUGCAACAACGAUCGCAGAGGAAGCCGUGGAUCAGCUACAGGCUUCUGAAAAACUCAUUGCAGAGCUCAACGAAACAUGGGAAGAGAAACUCAAACGAACCGAGCAAAUCCGCGUGCAACGUGAAGCCGUUUUCGCGGAGAUGGGCCUCGCGGUCAAAGAGGGCGUCACCGUCGGCGUCUACUCGCCAAAGAAAACACCGCACUUGGUCAACUUGAAUGAAGACCCUAAUCUAUCAGAAUGUCUUCUUUAUUAUAUCAAGGACGGUGUUACUCGUCUUGGUACGGCCGAGGGAAAUGUGCCCCAAGACAUCCAACUCUGCGGUUCCCACAUACUGAGUGAGCACUGCAUCUUUGAGAAUACCGACGGGGUUAUUUGUCUUAUCCCACAUCGCGGGGCACUCAUCUAUGUGAAUGGACGUGAGGUUAACGAGCCUAUAAUACUAAAGACGGGAUCCCGCGUGAUCCUCGGCAAGAACCACGUGUUCCGCUUCACGCACCCCGGCCAGCCGCGCGAGCACCUGCCCAGCUACAACAACAAGGAUAACACCAUCAAUAAUGAAAAUGACACCCCCAGCACGGUUUCUGAAACGACAAGCGACACGGAAACGGUAGACUGGGACUACGCGCAGUGCGAGCUGCUGGAGAAGCAAGGCAUCGACCUGAAGGCGGAGAUGCAGAAGCGCCUCGUGGCCCUCGAGGAGCAGUUCCGCAGGGAGAAGGAACACGCGGACCAACAGUUUGAGGAGCAGCGGAAGAACUACGAAGCCAGAAUCGACGCGCUGCAACGUCAAGUGGAGGAACAGAGCGUCACAAUGUCCAUGUACAGCUCGUACACUCCGGAGGACUUCCACAACGACGAAGAUAUAUUUGUGAAUCCCCUGUUUGAGACAGAGUGCUGGUCGGCGCGCGAGGUGGGGCUCGCCGCGUGGGCCUUCCGCAAGUGGAAGUACCACCAGUUCACUUCCCUGCGAGACGACCUGUGGGGCAACGCCAUAUUCCUUAAGGAAGCAAACGCAAUAUCAGUGGAACUACGCAAGAAGGUGCAGUUCCAAUUCACCCUGCUAACCGACACGCCAUACUCGCCCCUACCAGCGGAACUCGCGCCGCGCGACGACGGCGACGACGAGUAUCGACCUUCCGCACCCACUGUAGUUGCCGUCGAAGUCACCGACACGAAGAACGGUGCCACCCACUACUGGACACUGGAGAAAUUACGG
Messenger RNA from Brenthis ino (lesser marbled fritillary), 2502 nucleotides. Lineage: Eukaryota; Metazoa; Arthropoda; Insecta; Lepidoptera; Nymphalidae. The record is from the annotation of a GenBank genome assembly.